CCCGCAGAUUUUCACCCCACUUGGCACUUGGCCGUGGACACUUGACGGCGUCACGGACUCGCAGCUGACACAAAUUCGAAGGCAGCGGCAAACAGUGAUGGGGGUCGUCUAGUACAAUGAGAGCGUUAGGAGCAAUUGUUCACAGAGUCAGCAAUGGCGUCUCCUCCAAGUCCCCAAACUCCUUGGUUCUUCACUGUACAUGGAAUGUUCUGCUGAGCAGAAAGUUAUCGUAUUCAUCUGCAAUUUCAUCAUUGCCGCCAUGGGUUUCGACCCACAUGCACGGCGGCGCUGCAGCGAGAAGAACCAUAUGGACCGUCGCUCCUCUUUGUAUGGGCAGGCGUUCCAGCAAAAUCGCCGGCCGAAAGGGGGCUCAAGAUGCAAAGAAGGCAAAGCUAUAUAGCAGGAUAGGGAAGGAAGUUGUGUCUGCUGUAAAGAAAGGCGGUCCAAGUCCUAUAUCAAAUAUGGCCCUGGCAACUGUUUUGGAGAAAGCCAAGGAGCUUGAUGUACCCAAGGAAAUUGUCGAGCGCAACAUUAAGAAAGCAUCUGAGAAAGGACAAGAAGCUUACAUUGAGAAAGUAUACGAGGUAUAUGGUUUUGGUGGAGCUUGUAUGGUAGUCGAGGUCUUGACUGAUAAAAUAAACCGGUCUGUGGCAGCGGUUAGAGAGGUGGUGAAGGACUGUGGGGCGAAGAUGGCUGACUCAGGAUCUGUUUUGUUCAAAUUCAGGCGUGCUCGGGUUGUAAACAUAAAAGCUUCAGAUGUUGAUAAGGAUCAGCUCCUUUCCAUUGCUUUAGAUGCUGGUGCUGAGGAUGUUAUAGAACCGCCAGUAUAUGAAGAUGAUACCGAAGAUAGUUCAGAAAGUUAUUUCAAAAUCGUAAGCUCAUCAGAGAACUACACAACAGUACUUUCAAAGCUACGUGAGGAAGGAGUAAGUUUUGAGACGGAUAAUGGUUCUGAGCUGCUUCCAAUAAGCGCUAUUGAGGUAGAUGACGAGGCUAUGGAUUUGAACAAGGAACUUAUGUCCCAAUUGCUUGAACUUGAUGAUGUUGAUGCUGUGUAUACGGACCAGAAGUGAUCAAAAUCUCUAUCUUUAGUCAUCAUCUCAGCAAUCGAAUUGAGCUCUUGGCCUUACAAUAUUCUUCGAUCUGGUUUGUCUUUGGUAUCUAACUCAAUUGAAGUAUAUCUGUCGAGAUCACUUAAGGAGGAGUGAUGGGUGCGGGGUCGUUACCUUACCUUUCUGUUCUCUAGGAAGAAAAUUUUGUUGUACUGUAUUUUCAUACUUGGGAAGUUUGAGGAAGAAGAGCAUAUAUUGAAAUGUGCUUGUUAUCGGAGAACAAAUAAAAGAAAUCCUUGAAUAACAAUAGUAAUGUUGGGAAAUGAUUUCCGUUCUUCAUUUUG
Molecule: messenger RNA, 1396 nt
Organism: Malus domestica (apple)
Lineage: Eukaryota; Viridiplantae; Streptophyta; Magnoliopsida; Rosales; Rosaceae
Product: probable transcriptional regulatory protein At2g25830
Cellular component (GO): chloroplast
Source: RefSeq, a predicted model, not a curated record